Molecule: messenger RNA, 738 nt
Organism: Trichophyton benhamiae CBS 112371
Lineage: Eukaryota; Fungi; Ascomycota; Eurotiomycetes; Onygenales; Arthrodermataceae
Exons: 1
Coding region: 1-738 (245 amino acids)
Source: RefSeq, a predicted model, not a curated record
AUGUACCUGAAGGAGAGCGAUAUCCUGGAGCCGCCAGAAGGAGGCUGGCCAUCGGUUACCCCUAGUGCCAUACAACAGUUGGGCAAGACGAACGAAGUCGCGGCGCUGCUGCGGCAUCUUCCCUAUAUACGCAAUCUAGGAAACGGCAAACCCCUGACCUUCCCAUGCAGUCAAUUUGAAAAUUGGGAGGAGUCCUGUAUGUCCAUAAACCAGGGCAGGUUGGAGCUCGAGGGCAUUAAAGAGUGCUCAGAGGGCCAUGGCGCGAAUGAUGUGCCGCCUCAUGUUAUCGGCCUCACAAGUGGUGGGCGGAUUAAUUACCCUCUUCUACUCGACACAGAGCUUGGUGUUAUUUACUGGCCAGAGUGUCCCGGAGAUAUCCAGCUUGACUCCAACGCACCCUGUGAGCGAGUCUGGGACGACCCGUACGAGUACGCUUCGAUGAGUGAGGCAGAGUGGCGCGCCGAGGGUGCAUACUGGUCCAUCCCAGACUUCUUUGAGAUUAUCAAGGACCAGUUUCGCCGUCUGCUCUUUAUCCCCAUUAGUACGGGCACUGUUAUUGAUGUCUAUAAUUACCGCGAUUCGCCUCAGUUUAUCCAGUUUUUGCAGGAGAUAUAUCGAGAGCAUGGCUGGCCUGACCUUGAAAAAUACAACAAGCUAGAAUGUCUCAAAGAUAUACAAAAGCGGCUGACGGAGAAAUAUCCCGAGAAGGUUGACUAUGAUGAAGCCCUGAAUGAAUAG